This is a messenger RNA of Lates calcarifer (barramundi perch), 5674 nucleotides long. It is a transcript of the gene il13ra2, whose product is annotated as interleukin 13 receptor, alpha 2. Gene Ontology annotation, cellular component: external side of plasma membrane. The record is from RefSeq and is a predicted model, not a curated record. The coding region runs from base 180 to 1394 and encodes 404 amino acids. Gene Ontology annotation, biological process: cytokine-mediated signaling pathway. Lineage: Eukaryota; Metazoa; Chordata; Actinopteri; Centropomidae. Gene Ontology annotation, molecular function: cytokine receptor activity; protein binding. The transcript has 13 exons.
CCGUUUAUGAAUUUUGCGGUUACACAUGCACGAGCAUACAAAUGGGUCCGUCCACCCACGCUGUGUCAGUCUACUCAACUUUGCCUGAACCUGCUGCAGAAGGAAAACGCUCCCUCUUACUUUCAGGGAAAAGCCGCUCCGCAAGUAUUUCGGACAUCUUUAAGUUAGAAACGUGAGUAAUGGCAAGUAAACCCUCGUUGACUCAUCAAGCCACACUGAUGCUGCUCUUUCUAACCUGGAGGGGAGGCAUAUAUUGCAAUGGAUUUACAGUGGAUCCUCCCGAGAACCUUGUGAUAUUAGACCCUGGUCAUUUUGGACAUCUGGAGAUUACAUGGACCCCCCCAGCCAGCCUGAUCAACAGGGCAGAGUGCCCAAAACUGUAUCAAUUGGAGUACUUCAAUGCAUACAAGGGAAGUUGGACUGUGAUCAGGACAUCUAGGAGGUCAUACAGUGCCCAGUUUGAUCUGAUGAAAGACGUUAGAGUGAGAGUGUACACCUUGCUAAAUGGACCCUGCACUAACAACACUAUGAUCAAGAGCACAAACUACACUGAAGUGGUCCAGAAACCUUCCAGCACAGGUGUUGCGGGUAUCACGGUCAAGGAUUUCGUCUGUGUGUUCCAUAACAUGGAGAAGAUGGUGUGCAACUGGGGAAGAAACCCAAAGAUACCAGCCAACUCACAGCAAAAUCUAUAUUUCUGGCACAGGGAGCUGGAACAGGCAGAGGAAUGCCCCAAAUACAUCCUCUCAGGUGGAGUCAGGAGUGGGUGCGACUUCACAGGGAAAGCUCUCCCUGAUUUCACUGAUAUCAACUUCUGCAUAAAUGGCUCCUCGCCUCAAGGGCCCUUGAAACCAACAUAUGCCUCACUGCAAAUCCAAAACCACGUGAAGCCUGGUACUGCAGAGAAGCUGCAUCUGCAAACAGGCCCAGACACGCGGCUGGAAGUACAAUGGGAGCGUCCUGUUGGAAGUGUUCCUGGACAGUGCUUAGAAUGGGAGGUGGAGUACAGUCAAGAGGGGCCUGAUGGAAAAAUGACAUCGCAACAGAUUUUUACUGAAGAGAUGAACCUGACUCUGCCCCUAAAUGACGACUACAGGAGAAGCUGUGUCAGAGUUCGGUCCAAAUUGCACAAGUACUGUGUGAACAAAGGCUUGUGGAGUGAGUGGAGUCAUCCAGCCUGCCACCCAGAAAUGAAAGAAGUUGCCCCUGAACCACAAUGGGACAUGGUACCAGUCUACGUGUAUAUUGCCACUGCCAUCAUUGCCAUACUAGUGUUAUCUCUGUGUGUGGGGACAGUGCUCAAAGUGAGGAGAUCAAGACAGGAGAAGAAACCAGACUCUUUGCUCACCACCCUGUUUGCCAGGAAUUCAGUUCUUACAGUGGGAGAGGCCUGAAAAGACAGGAAAACCUGCACACUCAUUGCUCUCGAAGAGCACCUCUGACAGAUAUUUUACUGUUGCACUCCAUCUCUCUCUAUUUUCAGGGUUUUUCUGAUUGAAAUGAGAUGAGAUUCCACAAAGUCAUCACCUGAGAUUUUAGCCAUUGCUAACACAUUACUGUAGAUAGUACAUAUUAGACUGAAAGUUACAGUAGGUUAUUUAGAAAAACUAUGUAAAAUUCACAAACAGUAUUAUAUUAUUACAACAUGCUGUAACUGCAGUUGCCUUUUUUUUUAAUUUACAAUUUUGUGCUUAAAUGCUCACAUUUAUAUAAACUACUCAGAAAUGUCAUGUUAACUGGAUGAUGAUUGUUUACUUUGUGCUACAAUACUUGCCAGUUGAGUUAGUCAGCAGAGAAUAGUUUGCAGAUGUUGUGAUGUUGCUUUCAGGAGCAAUUACUUAUUCUGGGAAUUUGUUUUUGAAGCCUUAUGAUUUACCAGACCUCUUGCCAAUUAAUCCAUGUUGAACCAUUUCAGCAUGAGUUACACUUUGUGGAGAAAUAACACUUUUUUAAAUGUUCUGUUUAAAUGCUCUUUUUUUGUUUAAUUGUUUACUUUUUGCCUCAUUCUUGCCAGUUACUUAAGACAACAAAGAUUUUAUUGUGUCUAAAUCCAGUACACAGGGAUAAAAUGUGUGAAAUGGUUUUGUACUGUGCCUUUACAGUGAAGUCUCUCAUGACCUGCAGAGGGAUAUAUUUCUUUAAACAGGUUAAUGCAGAAGAAGUAAGUGUGCCAGAUUUAGUCUUUUUGUGGUUUUUGUCUUGAGGGGUUUGAAUUAUAACUCAACCUGGAUGCAAAACAAUAUUUCAAUGACUGUCUAAGCAUUUUUGUUCAAACAUGUCAAUUUUACAUCAACUGUACCACAGUUAAAGGAACUGUGGUACAUUUUGUUGGAUAAAAUAGUACAGUUGAAUGUUAUUACUUUUUAGUGAGCUUGAGCUAAACUCAAAUUUACAUGACAUCCAGGUACCUGACUGUCUGUUUUUAACAACUUAGAAAAAAAGGAAAUAAAGAAAAAGCAAAAAAUUAACAUAUCACAUGCAUCUUUCAUGUUCUCAUAUCAUGAACUCUUACCAUAUGUGCUUUUGGGGUCUGAGACGCAACUCAACAUUUAAUGUUUAGUAAUAAUCAUUCUCAUCAAAAUAAUUUCAACCUGUGGUUCAACUGCUGUUAUUUAUAUGAGUAAUUUAGGCGUUGUGACGAUGAUGACCUUUUUUAGUAUUUGCUAUGUCACUGCAUAUUAUGGAAACAUAAUGAAAGAAUGUAUUUUACACAGUAUAUUGUUUAAUGGGAUUUUUAGGUAUAUAUUGUACUUUAUCUCUGUAUUUCAUGGGCAACAUUAAAUGUGUACAUAGGUAGCAGAAAAUAAAAAAAUCUCUUUACCUCUACUGGUAUUUCAAUGUAAGAGUGCGAGGAAACAAAACUUUAAGGACCAAUAAGUAUUUUAUUGGUGACUAAUUCAUACAGUGAAAUCACACUGUAAAUGGUGGUGUGUAUUGUAAAAAAGUUAGCCAAAAUUUUGACCAAGCCACUGGAUAUCAGCAGUGUUCGUUUUACUUCUUUUAUUCUAUGGCAUAUUUCAAAUAAAGUCUACUGCUGAAGGUACAAUGAAUUGUAGUAUUGCAAAUUAUUUCGAGAUGGUCUGAUAACAAAUAUCAAGUGGGCACAAUGACUCCAUUAAAGUGUCUAUGUCAGAUAACAGUGUUAUUCAGAGCAAAGGGGGAGGCUGCAGCUGAAACUGAUCAUAUCAACUGAAUUGGCUGAACUUCUUGUAUAAUUGACAGCUGCCUCUCCUCAGCACGAAGCAAAACACUCUGGUGGAGACUUUCAACACUAACAUAAAAGUUGGUAUGGUUCAUUGGUUACUAUCUUAUGGAACCAAUUAAAUGUCAUCAAUUUGACAGACAUAAAUAUUAAGGGGUCAUUUACUUCUUAAGAUGAAAAUGCUCAGUCAGUAAAAAAAUAUCUGCACAGGCUUGUCUUUUGUGACUAAAAUCGCUGGCAAUGGCAGGAUGUAUUCAUCAUGAUAUAUUUGUAUAAUCAGUCAGGAACAAUGACAACAAUCACAGCUGCACUUUGUAUAUAAUGCUUUGUUUCUUUCUUAUCGGAUUGUUUUGAUCAUAAUUUCCCCCUGCAGAAUAUUUUUAAAUGUUGAUGCAACUACCAUACUACUUGAGAAAAAACAAUUUAAAAUGUAUCGAUCACAGUUGCAUUUGUAUAGAAUAGAAAAAAAUCUAUUAAUAUUAGUAAUCAGCUGCUCUGGUAUAGGUGACUGUAUACAUGACAGAUUCCUGUCUUUUCACACUGUUGCAGCCAUUAUACUGUGUAUGUAUGGAUUAUUUGUUUAUUUUUGUAGUAUUCUUUUUGAACACUGGGUGGUGCAUGGGUGCAGAAAGACAUACUGUGUAUGUUGGUGAGCUCACAGGACAGGAGGAGGUGAUUGGGGACUUUUUGACAGUGAAGCUUUGAGUUGCAAUAGUCACCACACAAACAGUAAAAAAAACAAAAACAAAUAAACAAAACAAACAAACAAAAAAAAAAACUGCAUUUGCCUUUUAGACAAUGUAACACCAGUAAUGAUGUGAAUAAUCUGCUCUGCAUUUGGAAAUGAUGAUGUGACAUCAUACUUGUAAUUAGAUACAACUAGCGUGGAAGAAGUAAGUAUGUUAAGUUACAUCAGUAACAUCAGUGGUAUAAAUGUGACUGUGUGUGAGAUGUUGUAAAGUGUAGAAACAAACCAAAGGCCAAACAAAAAAAUCUGUGCCUAGGUGCUCUGGAUCUAACUGGGACUUGCAAUCAAGGUUCCUCUGACACCUGACACACACACAGAGGUUGGGCAAGGGCCAUCACAGGUACGUGGCAGUAUUAUGACGUUUAUCUAAUUUGCUCAUGUGGAUAACCUGCUGUGUAGACUGUACUACAAGUAGUUAGAGAAUUGGUUACACUUUAUUUUUGUCAUGCUUAUGAUGCCCUCCAGUGUCCAGCUAAUCUGUUGCAGCUCCAAGUUAAUAAAUGAGAUUUUAUGUGAGGGUAUUUGCCUGAGGAGGACCACAGCUGGAUUAAAACAUUGCCAAUGAAGCCUAAUAAAGAUGUGAUUCAGUGUGAAGUGUUUGAUCCAACACUCAUUGACAUCCACAAGGUCAGCAGCUGACUGCUUCCCACACCACCUCACCUUGUCCAUACUACUUGUCCAUGUGCGUGUGUCUAUGGGUUUCUUUUGUUUACUUUAUUUGGCUCAUAAUAAUAAUAAUAAGACAGUGCUCCUCAUCACCAUUCAAAAUUUAACAAAACUCAAAUAAAACACUAAUAUUUAAAAUUUUGUUUCGUGAGUGAAUGGAAGCUGCCGUGUGUCUCAUCCAGAUGAAGCACCGUUGCUGCGUUAUGAAACAUAAGAUAAGCUUACUGAAUGAUAGACUCAUUCUGAAGAGGUGCACAAAUGGUAUUCAUGUAAUUCGACUGUUGUAUUCACAGCAGGUUUUCCAUACACAGAACUGGGGUUUACUGGGACCCAGGGGACUGCUGGGCAGCACAAGCUGAUAGUGGAGGAGAACACUUUUUGAGGUUAAUAUGUAAUUUUGGUGGAGCCAAGCUUGAUGGAGGAUUGCUAGGAGGGUAAUGUAUAGCCCAGGUGUUGCUUUUCAGUCCAUUUAUGUGCCUCACUAGUCUGCUGACCCUGGUCUGCAGAGGACUUGCACCACUAAGGAUCACGUAAGGAGCUGGACAGCUUCAGGUUUGCAUUUGUAAUUUUCUUGGAUUUUCAAUAAAUUUGUGAAUAGUCAUAUCACUAAAACAAUAAUUUCCUUCUUCAGGCAACAAGGUGUCAGGGGCCCAUGUCUGUCUCUGUCCCCCAGGUUCAGUAACUGGAAUCUGUCCCUGCAGAGUGAAAGUGUGCAGGGCCUGGCUGGUUACUGCACCUAGGGGCCAGGCUGCUCUCCAAAGGCCAAACUGUCCUCUUCACAGAUACAAUCCAUUGCAUGAGCUUCAUAAUCAAAUGUGACUAAAUGCAUGCAUGAAAAAUUUUUCUUUCUUUGCUGACAUAUAGCAAGUUGAUCUUAUCCCCUUGCAGUGGUGGGAAAAGCUGUAGUCAUAUCCAAAGUAUUCAGAGAUGAGAGAAUGCAGCAGCAGCUGCAGGGCCACACAAUCAUCCUCAGAUGCACACCCAUGAAAGAAAUAUUUUCUAAUCUCAUGAUAUACUGUUAUUAUAAAUCAUUACAACCAUUCUAGGUUGUUGUUUCA